Molecule: messenger RNA, 5913 nt
Organism: Cladocopium goreaui
Lineage: Eukaryota; Dinophyceae; Suessiales; Symbiodiniaceae
Source: the annotation of a GenBank genome assembly
AUGUCGGAAUCUUCUGGCGGCACCGAGACACAGGUGCCUACGCAGUUGACAAAUCUGGUGCCACAGUUUGAUCCCGCACAACAUGACUUGGAACAGUACACACAGAAGGUAGAACUGCUUUCAAGUAUUUGGCCAGCAACGAAGAUGAAUGAACUUAUCACACGUCUCAUACUGGGAACGAGUGGAGCUGCGUUUCAGAAACUACAGCUCCAACGAAGCGACAUGAUGACCGGAGAUCAGAAGGGUGUGGAACGCCUCGUGACCAUUCUUGGAGGUCAAUGGGGCAAAAUAUCACUUGAGAAGAAGUAUGAAACGUUUGAGAAAGCCAUCUACCGUUGCCAGCAGCGAAAUGAUGAAAGCAAUGAUAGCUACCUUGCCAGAGCCGAUGUCUUGUGGACAGAACUCUUGACAAGCAAGGUGUCUCUGCCGGAACUGCAGGCAUAUGCCAUUCUCAGAGGAUCGCAACUGUCAGCAGAGGACAAAAAGCGUGUCAUUUUGGAGUCAGAAGCCACCACCCAGGGAGUGCUUGAAAUGUCUAAGGUGAACGCAGCCGUGAGAAUGCUGGGAUCAGGGUUUUUCCAUGAUGUCACCGGUGCCAAAAAGAUCAAAGGAAAGAUCUAUGACAAUCAUGCUCUCAUAGCCGAAGAUGUAGCAGAAUCUGAACAGGUCUUGGUAGCCGAGGAAACCUUCGAAGAGGACUUCGUUGAUCAGUUAGCUGCUGAGGGUGACGAUGAUGCAAUUCUGGUUUGUGAGUAUGAGUCAGCAAUGCAAGACACCAUACAAGAAGAUGAAGAGUUAGCCCAAGCCUACAAUGCAUACACCGAAGCCAGAAAGAGGUUGAGUGAUCGGUUCAAGAAUCGAGGUUUCUGGCCUAGCAGUGGUUCGUUCAAAGGCAAGUCAAAGGGGUUCAAGGGGAAAGGAAAAUCCAGCCUGAAAGGCAGUCGCAAAAGCCUGCAACAACGGAUUUUGGAAUCCAACUGCCGCAUUUGCGGCAGAAAGGGUCACUGGAAGUCCGAAUGUCCAGAUAGGCCACGAAGUACAGCUGGUCAGUCUUCCUCAAGCCAAGCCCCUACCAUGACAGUGUCCACCAUGCCAGAACCGUUUCCAUCAGAGGAAACACUGCCUUUGGAGUUCACGAUGCUGCCAGAAGUUCAUGAUCAACCGAUCGAUGACACCAGUCCGAGUGAAGCCAGUCUCCUGAGACCGCAACCGAGACAGAAUGAGCCAGCCACAGCCGUGCAUUUUGCCGAAAAGCUUGCAAAAGACGAGCAGAUUUUGUUCGCUUCCCAUGGAACGCAUGGUAUCCUAGAUACUGGCGCGACCAAAACGGUCAUGGGCAGCAAUCAGGUGCCAGAGCUUUUACAGCAACUGCAUCCAGAGAUCCGAAAGCGCACGUACAGAUGUCAAUGCAAGAUCACCUUCCGGUUCGGAAAUGAAGGCACGUUGGACAGUCAGCAUGUAAUUGUCAUACCCUUAGGACAAGUGGGUCUUAAGAUUGCCAUAGUUCCUGGAGGUACUCCUUUGUUGCUUUCCAACUCACUGCUCCGAACCUUGAAGGCACAGGUAGAUGUUUCUCAAAAGGUCCUGAUCAGUCCGUUUCUGAAGAAACCUGUAAGUUUAAGUCUGAACGGAAGAGGUCUUUUCCUGGUUGACAUCAAUGAACUUGCUUUAUCAUCAAGAACAACAGGGCCCUCAGCCGAGACCUUUAUGCACGAGACACUGGAUGCGAAGUCACUCCAGGAAACAGGGGUGAGCCCAGUCCGUUUGAGUUCACAUGUCAUGUCCGAGAACACUGCCGAAAUGAUGCAAACACAGAAUGCAAAGCAUACCCACAUGAGCCUAUCCGAGCGCCUGAGCAGACUCAGCUCCUCCAAGGGAGAUCCCGAGGAGAUGGAGAAAUUCAAGUCGCUGUCACUGGAAGAGAUGGGAUCGUCACCCAUCACCUUCGGAAAGGCACAUUUGGGCCGUCCAUUUGCAGAGAUCUGGAAUCAAGAAGCCAAGUGGCUCCAAUGGUUUGUGCGCACCUACGAGACGUCCCAAAAGAUCGAUCACAUGAAGCUGCUGCAUUACGUGACCCUCAUGAUCGAGAGGUCCGAGAUGGAGGCACCCACGGAGCCUUCACAGAUGCCAGUUCCUCGUCCCAAGCCAAAGCCGAAAAGUCAACCAGCCCCGACGGUGUCAGAGAUCUCCGACGAGGAGGAUGCUUGGCUAGAGAUGCAGAACCCACCGACAUACUCCCUGAACGCCAUGGAGUCCGAGAACAUCAUUGCGCUGCAGUCGCGCAUGAAUCAGUUGGAGGGAGCCGUGAGCGAGAUUCUAGGUGAUUUGUCCACCAUUGAGGGCAGAGAGAAACUGUUUCAUUUGGUUGUUCAAAGGCAGCCCCAGAACUUGUGGUUCAGUCCAACAUGUGGACCAUGGUCAGCAUGGAACAACCUCAAUGCAGCAAAGUCCGUGUCAAGUUUUGACUCCAUCCAUCGUCAGCGGCUACAGCACUUGUACCAGGUCGCUCUUGGUGUUGUUUUGUUCAGAUACCAAUACUCACAGAAAAGACAUUUCCACUGGGAACAGCCUCGCAGAUCCCUCAUGUUCAUGACGCCGUUGCUAAGAGAGAUCUAUGAGUACACAUACAGUGCGAAGUUUGACAUGUGCAAUGUGGGGUCGCCCAAAGAUCCUGAGAACCACCAAUUCAUCCAAAAGGGUCUGGAAGUGCGCACCACGUCACAUGUCGUGUACAGCCAGCUGCAUGGUAGGUUCUGCCGGCACGACCAUGAACAUCAAGUGCUGGAAGGGUCGACUGUCCACCAAGGGGUUAGGAAGAACCGAACAGAGUUUUCCGAAAACUACCCAAGAAAGUUUGCCCGCAGCCUUGCCAAGAUGUUAACAAGUUUUGCCAACAUCCGUUCAGAACCAAAAGAUUUUUCUCAGUGGAAUGAGGUGUUUGCUGCAGCGGUGAAACGACAGUCUUCCACCCGUGCUGGGACAAAAGAAUCGCCAGCAAAGCGCAUCCGGACAAACACUGCCAAGAAAUCAGAGCCACUCACUGACUCCAAUAAGAGGAAACGCAAGGACGAGACCAAUCCCAAAGACUUCAAUAUGACCCAAAGGGAUGACUUAUAUGAUCUGUGCAAUAAAGUCCAUAGCCAACUUCCCAGAGUAGGCCGCAAAGAAAUCCUUGAAUCCGAGAUCAUUCAAAACAUUCAAGAAAUCAUUGGAGAAAAGAAAGUGGUUCGAGUUCUUGCCUGCAAGGGAACCGAACGCAUGCUGGCACCUCCCAAGAACAUGAUGCAUGGAGAAGCUCCCUUUAGAAAGACCAUAGCACUCGAACGUGGGCCUCCAAAUGAAGUGAUUGCAGAUUCCGCUACAGAAUUCAACAACCCGGAAUUUGACCAGUUUCUCCGACAAUUCAAUACAAAGCUCACCAUUAUCCCACCACAAGCACACUGGCAAUUGGGUAAGACCGAGCGACAUGGAGAUGUAUUGCAACACAUGCUCAACAAAUAUCAAGAAGAUUUCCCAAUUGAGAACUAUAGUGACCUGCAAAGAGCUCUUAUGGUUUGCACUGCUGCCAAGAAUGCAUGUAGCUUGCGUCAUGGCUUUGCACCCGAAGUGCUUGUGUUUGGAAAAGGGUUGAAAGUUCCAGGCUCACUCACAAGUGAUGACACAUUACCGGCUCAUAGCCUUGCUAAUGAAGAUUCCGCCUGGGGCAUCAGAUUCCGAACACAACUCGCCAUGAGAGAAAGUGCGAGAAAGGCCUUCCAUGAGGCUGACAACAAGGCAGCCCUUCGCCGUGCUGCUCUACGACGAGAAAGACCAAGCCGGGAUGAUGAUGAUGAGCUGGUCUGCGACCUGUUAACAUGCUCCGAUGUUGCGAAUGAAAUGCCUGUGCCAUCCAGUGCCAACUAUGCCUGGCGAAUGGAACUCGAAGUUCCUGAGGUGAUCUCGAGUGACAGCUACAUGCCAAUAGAGGAUCUCAUCCUUGUAGCCACCAACCAGAAGAAACAAAGAACCGAGGUAAAAUUGAGCACACUGUCACCAGAGGAAAAGGAAGAGUUCGAAAAGGCCAAGCAAAGUGAGGUCAAUAAUUGGCUUCAAACAGGCACAGUUAGCAAAGUCCUGCGCGAUCAACUGUCACCAGAACAGAUUUUGCGCUGUCGUUGGAUCCAUGUCUGGAAGCCGAUAGAAGAUCCAAAGGAACAACAACGACAUGGAAAAUGCCGGAAGGCCAAGUCACGACUCGUUGUCCUAGGAUAUAUGGACCCAGAACUAGAGACCAUUCCAAGGGAUAGCCCAACGCUGAAUCGACAAUCAAGAAUGCUAAUUCUUCAAAUGAUUGCUUCCUUAGAAUGGACCCUUAGAUCCUUUGACAUCAAGGCAGCAUUUCUGCAAGGCAGGACCCAAGAAAAUCGCACGAUAGCAAUUGAACCAGUUCCUGAACUCAUGAAGGCAAUGAACCUAAAGGAACGAGAAGUUUGCCGGUUGGAAAAAUCAGCAUAUGGCCUAAUCGAUGCACCAUACCUGUGGUUUAAAGAACUUGAUCGAGUACUCCGACAGCUCUCUUUCAUUCCAUCUCCAUUUGAUCCCUGCGUUUACCUCUUGUACAAGGAGACACCUGAGUCCAAGGUAAAUGAAGACGAAAGGCUUGGCCUACGUGAAUACCUCUUGAGCCAUAGACGUUUGCCGUGGCCGGCAUUUGCAGAAGCUUGGGUUGCUUGGAUUCCGAUUGAGCAGAAGCUGAGUGGUGAAAAGGUGUGGAGUCGCCCACUGUCUUCUGACCGCGCCACCCGCAGUCGUAGCCAGGCGCACCGCGGGGCGGCCGCCGUGUCGGGGGCCUCAACGCACCAGAGCAACGAGGAGGUGCGUGCCACCGACAGCGAAGUGAUGGGCACCUCUCUGUCAGAGGCCUCUCCAAGGAACCAAGCUCCGUUCAGCCUCGGCAGCCUCCUGGCGGAUGCUGAAGAUGUGGCGCAAGACGAGGAUCCUCCAGAUCCUCCAGCGCGCUUUGAGAGUGAGCGCAGUGGCUGGCUGGCAGAAAUCUGCAAAGAACACGAGAGUGUCCAGCCCUUGCCCAAGCGAGACGCCUUCUGCGCAGGUCGAGCAACUGCUGAAGAAGAGACCACCAUGGUUUUUGCGCUACCGGGCCAACGCGGCAGCGAGGAGAAAACGUCAGGGCUGGACACAGUGCUUCGAGCGGCCUUGGGGCAGGUACGCCAAGAAGCGAAGGCUUGCUUUGAAGAGGCUCCAUUGGGGCAUGCCAAGGAUGAGUUUCCGACUGGCUUCCUGGAGGAAGUCUUGCGCCGCGGCACGGAUCGCAUGUUGGAGAGUCCCACCAGCGAGAAGGGACUCUAUGGAUUGGAGGAUGCCCAAAUGGAAGAUGCUGCCGACGUUCCGUGCAGGCCACCAGCUGUGCAGGGUGAAGGCACCGAAAACACGGCAGAGAAGGAUGAGAAGGUAGACGUGGAGGAUGCUUUGAUCCAAGAGGAACAAGUUGUUGAGAAGGUAGAAGAGAAAACGAUGGGUGAGGAGAAAAUUGAGGAGAAAGCGGUUGAAGAAGAGAAAGUGGUUGAAGAAAAGGUGGUUGAGGAAGAAAGGACGGUUGAAGAGGUGGCUGAAGAGGAGAAUGUAGAAGUACAAGAGAAGCUGGUAGUUGAAGAGGAGCAGGUGGAGGAGACAACAGUGACUGUCAAAGACACACUGAUGGAAGAUACCCAUGUGACCGAAAAGCAGAAACUCAUCGAGGAGAGCGUGGAGGAGGAGAAACUGACGGAUCCAAAGCAGAUCCCGCAGCCGGCAGUUGAACCGGAGAAAGUCAUGGAGACCUUGGAGACAGUGGAGCUGCCCGAGAAAGUGACCCAGGAAGAAAAACUCGAGGUUCCGGCGGCAGAGGCAAAAGAAACACCAAAGGAUGAGGGAGAG